Molecule: messenger RNA, 3006 nt
Organism: Vespa velutina
Lineage: Eukaryota; Metazoa; Arthropoda; Insecta; Hymenoptera; Vespidae
Product: repetitive organellar protein
Exons: 4
Coding region: 184-2166 (660 amino acids)
Source: RefSeq, a predicted model, not a curated record
UUAGUACGCAGUCAUUGAUAGAUCCGGCAUUAAGAAGUAAAUAAUGUUAUUUUAUUAAAAAAGAUUAUUAUUAAAGUUAUAAAACAUUAAUGUUAAUUGUAAAUGAGAUAGAAUUUAUUGUGACAAAGAAUUUAAUAUAUAUAAUAUUAAUAUCAAGAUAAAAGAAAUAUAUGUGUGUGAAAGAUGUCAAAAACGAAGAAGAAUUCACAUAGCAGCGAGGAAUUUAGUACAUCGUAUUCAUCUUCUUCCGUAUCAUCUGACGAGGAGAUAGAUGCAAGAGAUUUAAAGCCUAUGAAAGAUUAUCUUACGAAUCGUAGAGAAUUAGCGCGUCAACUUUUUAAAUCUGUCAAACCUGAAAAGAUACGUAUGAUGCUACCACAAGCAUUAAAGAAAAUGGAUUUUGAAGAGCUAGAAGAAUGGUGUGCUAGCGAAUUAAGUGGGAUGUCCAAAACUCGUGUAUUAUGUAUUUUGGAUGGGAAACCUAUGUUAGAAUCGUCUGACACUAGUGAAUCAGAUGAAUCAGGUCCUUCUUUAGAAAUUAUAUCUGAUACUGAGGAAUGGCUUACCGAGGAUGAUAAUAUUAAGAAAGAAGAUGGUAUGUCUGGAAAAACAAAAGUAAAGAAACAUAAGAAUACAAAUAAAAUAAAGUCACAGAGUAAUAAUAAAAAAGAGGAUAUAGGAAAUUCUAAGAUAAAAGCUAAAAAUACUAAUAAAGAUGGAAGCAAUAAUAAAUAUAAAGAUAUCAAAGUUAAAAAGGAGGAAGAGAAAGAAACGGGUAAAGAAAAGGAAGCUGAUAGUUUGUUAGAUUUGUUAGAAUUAGAAAUGCGUGCUAGGGCAAUUAGAGCUUUGAUACGUAAAGAAGAUGAUAUAAUACCAAAUUCAAAUGAAUCCAAGGCGUUGGCAAAUAAUGGUACAGUUGAAGAAAAUCAUGUUAAUAAAUCUAGACAAGAUGAAAUAAAUGCAAAGGAGAAUUGUCGACGGCAAUUAGAAAAAAUUAUAAAUUCUCAACGAAUGGAUGGAGAUGAAGAAGAUGUAGUAUUAGUAGUUCAGCCUACCCCAACAAUUGAGUUAUUGUCUAGUGAAAGUGAAAAUGAUGAAGUUGGAACAAGGGUAAAUCAAAAAUUAGAAAAUGAACGUAAAAUAGAAAGUACAGCCAAUUUGGAUAAUAAAAAUAAUGUUACCGGUUCUACGGAACAAGGAGUUAGAGAAUCAAGAGUAAUAGAAGGAAGAGAUAAUGAUAAAAAAAUUAAUAAUACUAAUGAAGAAAUAUCUCAUCCUCAUACUUCACAUGACAAAACUAAUUCUUCAUUGCCAUCUACAAAUAUUGCAGAUAAUUCCACAAAACGUAAAAAGGUGAAAAAGAAAUCACAUUCUAAAUGUGAAAUAAGAUCUGAAAGUUCUUUAAAUACAAAUAGUAAAUCUAAUGAAUGUUCAGGAAAGAAAGAAGAGAAAGUUUGUCUGCUUGAAGAAAAAGAAAAAAUAACAGAAAAUAUAUCAAAAUCAGAAGAACCUGUCCCUUCUGUAUCAAAUACAAAACAGAAAGUUGUUUCUGAUGAGGAUAAAUUGGCUGACUUUGAGGAAAUAAUCGAUUUAGAUAAUUACUCUGACGAUAUGGAUGAUUUGGAAAAUUGUGAUAAUGAUAAAAAUAAAUAUAAAGAUAAAGAAAAAAUUCAAAAUAAGGAUAAUAGUAUUAUAAAGGAACAAAAGAGUUCACAGGUAAUAGACACUAAUUCAUCCAAUUCACAGAAAUUGAAAUCGGCUGAAACUUGGGCAACUCGUUAUUAUCAAACAGACGAUGUUCAAAAUGUUAUAAAAGAAUCAAAAAUACAAUCAGAAAUUCGCAAACGUUUAAGAGAACGGCAGAGACUUUCUAAACUUACCAAUUCACCAAAUUUAAAUUCUUCGCCAUCUCGCGUACCAGAAGUUAAUAAUGAUAAGGUAGAAACAAAACCUACUGGUUCUGUCGAAGAAUAUUUAGCUUUGAAACAAGCAAACCAAUCAAAUUUGAAUGCAAGUAGUGACUCUGUUAAUACACAGGAAAAAGAUAAGUGCAUAAAUAUAUGCAAUGAAAAAAACGUAAAUGUGGGAGAUGAAAAAUUAAUUACUUCUGUAAAUGAAGAAGAUGUACAAAAAUCAAUUGUAACUACUGUAAAUAAUAAUAUAUAAAUUCUUCAAUUGCUUUAUAACAAAUAAUAUCAUAGUAAUGAAUUAGAAUACUCAGGCAUAUAUUUUUAUAAUAAAAAGUAUGUAUAUAUGUACCAUUCUUUUAUUCUUAAAUUACAAAUCUAUUUGUUACUAUGUACACAUAUAUAUAUAUAUAUUAAUUUCGUGCAUCACAAGACGGAUUAAUUGCAUUCAUGUUAUUAAAUAUUUUAAUCUAAUGUAUUUGCUUGUAGGAAUUAGGAUAUUUCCUCAGAGUAUUUUCUUCUUGUAUUUUUCACAGUCAAGUGCUGAUAUUUGCUUCUCCAAAAAAAUUUUCAAAUUUCGUUCUAUUAUUCCCUUGAGAUAAUUCUUGAAAAAUCUUGUAAACCAAUUUAUCAAUUUCGGUCCAAAAAUAUCCAUUAUACCAAAUCCAGUGAAUCUCACUUCCAAUUUAUCAAACUCUGAUACUUUAAUAUCCUCUAAUUUUAUUGUACACUGUGGAGUAUUAUAAUCUGCACUUAUUUUAACUCUUAAUGCUAUAUUUUCUAUUGUACCUAAUAUAUCGCCACAUAUAUUUAUAAAAUCGUAUUUAAGCUGUAAAUCACAAAUAUAAAUUUACUAUUAUAUAAACUAUCAUAUCGUCAAUAUAAAUGUAUACAUAUAUAAAUUUUUUAUAAGUUUACCUGAUAUUUAUUAAAACGUACAAUUGCAUUAGAUAUACCAAAACCACAAGAAGCCGUAUAUUUAUGGCCUUGUUGAAUUAAAAUUACAUCUGCUGUUCUUUUAAUAGUCGUUAAACCCCUGGAAAAAAUAUAUUUACAUAAUCCAUUGAAAUAAACGUAUAUGUAUAUUUAUGAAACAUUA